AUGGAGGAAGACCAUUGCUGCACACCCCAAUUGCCAACAGAAACACGAGCACCAGCAAUGGAAGAAAGAGAUCCAGAGAGCAACAGCAGCACACUCCAGGAGCCACUCCUGAAGAGAAACAGAACACUCUCUUCAACCCCAUUGGCAAUUGUUGGCACUAAGAUGUCCCAUAUAGAGAGCUUGGACUAUGAGAUCAAUGAGAAUGAUAUGUUUAAGCAUGAUUGGAGGAGUAGAUCCAAAGUCCAAGUGCUGCAAUAUGUGUUCCUAAAAUGGUCACUGGCUUUCCUUGUGGGAGGGUUGACAGUUUUAAUUGCCACUCUCAUUAACCUUGCUGUGGAGAAUAUUGCUGGGUACAAGAUUCUGGCUGUUGUCAACUUGAUCAAGGAAGAAAGGUAUUUGACAGGGUUAGCGUUUAUGACUGGAAGCAAUCUGGUGUUGACUGCUUUUGCAGCUGUGUUGUGUGUGUUCUUUGCACCAACUGCAGCAGGAUCUGGGAUCCCUGAGAUCAAAGCUUAUCUUAAUGGGAUUGAUACACCAAACAUGUUUGGUGCCACUACUUUGCUUGUUAAGAUUUCGGGUUUUAGUGCUGGUGUAAAUGUAUCACCAUUUCAUAAUGGCAGGCUGGCAGUGAUUGAGUUGAUGAUGUUGAUGAAGGAGAUGGAAAAUAUGUGUUAUGUUUCACUAAUUUGUGGGGGAAAUAAAAUUAACUCAACGAGACUGCUUCUGUAUCACUGA
Molecule: messenger RNA, 735 nt
Organism: Linum trigynum
Lineage: Eukaryota; Viridiplantae; Streptophyta; Magnoliopsida; Malpighiales; Linaceae
Source: the annotation of a GenBank genome assembly